Messenger RNA from Pseudovirgaria hyperparasitica, 777 nucleotides. RefSeq lists its product as uncharacterized. The transcript is spliced from 3 exons. NCBI's taxonomy places the organism in Eukaryota, Fungi, Ascomycota, Dothideomycetes, Acrospermales, Acrospermaceae. The record is from RefSeq and is a predicted model, not a curated record. Bases 1 to 777 code for a protein of 258 amino acids.
AUGCGUCGCUUAGGAGAGAUGAAAGACAUCGCAAUCGAGCAACCUGAUGACUCCGGGCCACCACCUCUAGAGCCACCGAUAACCCGUAUCUACUGCGACCGCGAUAUGCGCUGGAAAUUAGUGCCUGAUUAUCCACCAAGAAUGGACGGAAGACCAAAUACAAGCAGAUGGAAAGAUGAGACUCCCAUGUUCACCUACACGAGUCAGUACACCUACGGGAAUCAGUACUAUAAAGAGUACCUGUUCAUGGAGACGGAAGAACCGAAGUGUAGACAUGUAUACCCGGAGGAGUCAAGUGAAAUGCGCGCUAUCACAUACAGGAGUCGGGAUCAGAGGCAUUACACCAUCACUAUCUGCGACAGGCUCUCUAACCUCCCUAAAUCGACUUUACUCGAUUUUUACGAUGGAGAGUAUUUAGAUCAUGCGCUUUCAAAUCCUUCAAGCCUAGGACCAAAUACUAUUAUGAGUCUAACAAUACUCUAUCAACUUCUACUUACGUCGGGGUUCUAUAUGUUUCGAGAUUCCCAAGACCUUACAUGGUCCCAAUGUGUACAGUUGGAAACAACCUUUGCAUUAAGAAAUGUACAAAACUAUGGCAUUAACGAAGGAUAUAUAGUAUACCUUGCCAUGCUUGUGAUGACAAGAGAAUUCGGGAUAAUGCUUGAUGAUCGGGGCAAUGAUGGAUAUGUUCGACACGGUGUUCUUAUUAAAACCCAAGAAAAUCCUGUACAAGGGGAAUCUUGGGAUGCAGAGCCCCCGCCAUAUGAAGAAGAAUGA